This is a messenger RNA of Fundulus heteroclitus (mummichog), 4976 nucleotides long. It is a transcript of the gene arhgap9, whose product is annotated as Rho GTPase activating protein 9. Gene Ontology annotation, biological process: regulation of GTPase activity; signal transduction. Gene Ontology annotation, cellular component: cytoplasm. The record is from RefSeq and is a predicted model, not a curated record. Lineage: Eukaryota; Metazoa; Chordata; Actinopteri; Cyprinodontiformes; Fundulidae. Bases 338 to 3046 code for a protein of 902 amino acids. The transcript is spliced from 21 exons. Gene Ontology annotation, molecular function: protein binding; phospholipid binding.
GGAGGGGUCUGUCUGUCAGCGUGGGAUGGAAAUGUCACUAGUUCCCAUGAGUUACAGUUAAUUUGCAAAAGUGCCCGGCGAGCUUCUCCCACUGGGUCUCUAUUAGCCCAAUUAUGUGGAGUUAUUAAUAUCUACGAGAAAAGAGCUGCAAACUUAUUAGGAAGCAAACGCAAAUUUCUGGGCAGUUCACUCCAAAACACAACAGAGCUGUCACCGCGUACGUCGCUGCUGCAAAGACCAUGCCGCUCCAGAGUCACCUGCCCUGCGCUCUCCCACGCCUGACCAAGCAUAAGGGCACUCCCAGCAGAGACUGCUGAGCACGACCGUGUAGAGAACCAUGCUGUCCGGGUCCUGGCGUAGGUCUGUGGGGCCGACGCAACCUGCCGCGGCGCCCGCGGUGAACCCCGGCGCCGUGACUGUGUGCGGGGUUCCCAGCGGGACCGUGGUGCUCGAGGCUCAGUACGACUACAGCUACCGCGGGUCAGACGGACGGCAAGUCUGCAUAAGAGAGGGCGAACGGUUCAUUCUGCUGAAGAAGACAAAUGCGGACUGGUGGCAGGUGCGGAGGAUUGGCGCCGCCAGCAAAACAAAGCCUUUGUACGUCCCGGCUACCUAUGUGACCGAGGUACCGAUCACGCCGAUGCCCUCGCCCCAGCGCCUUGUCACGUCUGUCUCGCUGCACUCCAACAUGAGGAUACUUCCCCGAGUUUCCCUCUCACCCAGCUUCACAGGAACCGGCAGUAACGAGCAAAGUCAAGUUAACAAACCCAUGUAUCGGUCCAUGGAAAACCUGAACUCUUACAGCAGUGCCUUCCAGAGGUCUGACCGGAACCCCAGGACGGGGGGAAACCACUUCCCCACCCUGCCUCUGUCUGAAUCCAACUUCACGUCCAGUUCUUCCGCCAACCGGUCGGGUCACCUCAUGGUGCCGGCGUCUCCUGCAGCAUCCACGACUCAGACAAACUCAUCGAAUUACAGGGUGGUCCCUACAAUCACCCGGAGUCAGAGCUCCAGCAACCUGCCUGAAAACCUGAACGAGAACCCGUAUGACGAGGUGGGGGGAGGCCUUGGCAGUCGCAUCAACCACAAGGUUCCUAAGAAGUCCUGCAGCCAGUGGGACAUGGUGGGGGCUCCAGGCAGGAAUAACCAUCUGCAGGUCCCUACUGAGGCCUACAUGUCCCAGCUAUCCUGGAAGGACUCCCCGAUUUAUACUGAAAUGCAGCAGGACAAGCGUCUGUCCCAGCAGGAGCCGCCCAUCCCAGCUGUGGGUCAGCAGCCGCUUCAGAUCAUGGACCUGUGGGAACAGUAUUCUGAUCCAGCCACAGGUAGAUGCUAUUACGUCAAUAGCAUUACCAAGGAGAGGUCAUGGAAACCCCCUCGCCGGGCUCGCUCUCAGUGCACCAAUAGGAGUUCAACACAGCAGGGUAGUCUUGUACAGGCUCAGACUUUACCCCGGGACACCAGCCACCUCUCACUACCGCUCUCUAAGACUGGCAAUGGAACAAAGCACAAGCUGUCGCCUGAUUAUGUCUUUGGCAGCCACCAGAGGAAUACUGACAGCAGCUUGCACAUGAAACAGAACAUCCAGCGAGCCGUCUCCUCGGACACCUUGAGCACAUCCUCGUUCAUGAAUACAGAAGGACAGUGCUGUAACUCUGGGUCCCAGCAUGACGGCAAGCAGCAGCUCAGCCACUCGCAGUCUAUGGCCCUGCCUGAGAACGGAAAGCAGUGCAGAGAUUCCUCCUGCAACGUGACCAACAUCAUCGUUGAGCCUCCUUCUCCGGAGAGUUCUCCAGACAGUGACGGAUCUACGCCGGAGCUGGAAAAGGCGGGCCUCUUGAACAAAACAAAGAUUGCAGAAGGAGGCAGGAAAUUGAGGAAAAACUGGAGUCCCUCAUGGGUGGUAUUAGUUGGAAACAGUCUGGUUUUCUUCAAGGAUCCAAAAUCUCAGACACCUUCCAGCUGGAAACCAGGAAACAGCCGUCCAGAGAGCAGCGUGGAUUUAAGAGGAGCAAAGCUGAACUGGGCCAACGACCUGUCCAGCAAGAAAAAUGUCUUUAAGCUGCGGACAGUCACCGGCAACGAGUUCCUGCUGCAGUCAGAGACGGACUCUCUGAUCAGAGAGUGGUACAACACCAUCAAGAAUGUCAUCGUCAGGCUGGAUCGGGAAAACCCGCUAGAUAACGUCCUCCAGUACUCUCUGAGGAGAGCUGGCAGCGUGGAGAUGCUGGACCACAGUGGCGACGAGGAUGAGAGGAGAAAUUCCCUCCCUCGCUCUGUGUCCAACCUGGAAAACACGGAGAGGAAGAGAGUGAAAACGAGGCUGAAGAAGCUGAUCAUGAAGAGACCUCCUCUGCAGGCUCUGCAGGAGAAAGGGCUCAUUAAAGAUCAGGUGUUUGGCUGCCGCCUGGAGAUGCUCUGCGAGCGAGAGAAGUGCACCGUCCCUCGCUUCGUCAGACUUUGCACGGAGGCCGUGGAGAAGCGAGGACUGGAUACUGACGGCAUCUACAGAGUCUCAGGAAACCUGGCUGUGAUUCAGAAACUUCGCUUUCUGGUGGACCACGAACGAGCGCUGACCACAGACGGCCGUUUCAUGUUCCCAGCGGACCUGGUACAAGAGGAGAAGCUGAAUUUGGACGAGAGCGAGUGGGAGGACAUCCAUGUCGUCACGGGGGCUUUGAAACUUUUCUUCCGCGAGCUUCCCGAGCCGCUCGUUCCCUACGGCUUCUUCACCGACAUCGUGGAGACAGUCAAGAUGACGGACCACAUGGACAAGGUGGAUCGGCUGAAGUGUCUGGUGCUUAACAUGCCCCCUCCGAACCACGACACCCUGAAGUUCAUGUGCCGGCAUCUCAGACGAGUGCUGGAGCGUUCCAACACCAACAGAAUGACAACCCAGAACAUCGGCAUCGUGUUCGGACCGACCCUGAUGCGCCCGGAAUGUGAUAAUGGCAACAUGGCCAUCAACAUGGUAUACCAGAACCAGGCGGUGGAGCUGAUCCUCAGCGAGUUCGACCACAUCUUCGGAACGAGAGGCCUCUCUUGAUCUUUUCAGACCAGGAGGUGGCAGCAGCUCGGUACCCUGCCCCCUAAAUCAGACUGAAGCAGAAAGCAUUGCAGCAACGGCCCGUAGACGCAUAUGGUGUAAAAUGGAUUUCACAUCAAAAGAUAAUUGCGGGGUAAAAAAGAACCUGGACAGAAAGCUGCUAAUCAUGACAUCUGGCCUCCAUAAAAAGCCAUGUUAAAAUAAUAAUAGUAAAGCAAGCCAAUUUUAGCUGCAAUGCUUGUGCCUUUGAGCGCAGAUGUGGAGCCCAGCCCCGGAGCAGCGCAUUGGUGGAACAGACGCCUCCCAGUCACUUGUAGUUGAUGUUUCAGGCUUGAUUUGGGGGCGAAGGAAAAAAGCCACAAGGCUGAUAAAUCCCCGUCCAGCCAGAAAAUCAUCGAGCAGCAUAAGAACGGACGUGUCUCAAUGUUGCUGCGUAACAGAACUCAGAACCGUCUCACUGUGAAAAGCACCAGCAUGUCUUGCAGAACGGACGGACACAAACUGAACAAAAGCACGUGCGGACUAAGAUUCGACUGUGUAUUUCGCCAGAUGGAGAAUUUUGGGGUUGUUUUUAAAAGUGUUUCUAAAGAUUAAAGUGUAGUUUUCAGUGACUGGAUGAAUGGGCCGCCCCAUGUUCCUUUUUUAGUAUUUUAGUGUGGACCAUCAGAGCUUUUCUUGUACAAAUAUAAAUCUAUUUUAUUAGUACAAACUCACUGUAUUAAGUUAAAUGUAAAUAGCUACACUUCUGUCAUCAUCCCUUAGAAACACUUUAUAUAGAGCGUGUAACCUGAACUUUCUGUUCUAGCUGAAUACAAACCAAUAAUGAGAUGAGUUUUUUUUUUUUAUGUUUCUCUGUCCUGAUCAUCAACAUCUCUCUUCCAAUAAAAGCACGUGAGCGAACGUGAUCCGUUCUGUGCGAUUCGCUGAGGAUGUCCCCGUGAGGUUGUUGGUUGCGUGCGGAGAUAGCGGAGGCGUGUGGAGGUAUGUGGGGCCUCGGAGACUCGGCAGGCAGAGUCGUCCCCUGUGAUUGGUGCGAAUGCUGCUUUUAAUAACAGAACAAAAGGGGAACUAGAAAUGCAUAUGUUUUAAAAAUGUGGAUUUUCCCCCCUCGAACCCUCUCGCUCUGUGGCUUGGGUAAUUUUAUAUUGACUGUGGGUUUGGCAGGAGACAAGAAAGAGCUGAAAGGAGGCACUGCAGGGGAGGGGAGGGGGUUAAGUUUUUAUUAAAUGUGUUUCUUCAUUUGUGUGUUUGUGUCAUUUGAAGGCGCGCGAGCUGAUUGAAGGCGGGUAAAACUCUGUUUGACUGAUGGGGAGUCGCCUUAGCCUCAUUCCCCGUGACUCCCAAGGAUGUCCUUCAGCUUGAUUGGCUCAGAUAUUUUCAUUUUAAACAGACAAACCGCUCCUGUUUAUUUAAUCCACAUGAUAUGGGCACGGUUUGUGUGCGCACCCUUCAAUCCCAUGUUUCCCUUUUCAUUUUCAGGAUUUUUUUUUUUUUUUUUUUUUUUUGACAGUGCUGCACUAGAGCCUCCUCACAUUAUAUUAGAGGUUUGCAUUCAGUUUAUUAUCCAGGAGAAAUGUGGCUGCCUGAAUGCACGGAUGAAUCCAUUAUUUCACCAACAGUCUCUGCCGUAUGUUUUGUUCUUGCUCCAGACUUUCAGAUGGCGGGGCCCCUUUGUGUCAGUAAACUCUCUGUGGUAUUAACAGGCUGCAAAAUGAAGUCUGUCAUGUUUUUCAUUUCACUUUAGAGUGACAUCACUGAUCACCCACUUAAAUUACAGUAAACACCGCUCUUUUCUAAUCAGCACUGUUUGGUGUUUCUUUGAUUAAAUGAAAUUUAGAUUUGUAUGAUGCCCCCCCCCCCCCCCCUUGAAAUGCAUGCCUUUGAAAGUCUGAAUCUGUCUUCUGGAUCAAUAAAAGCGAGUAAAGCAGUA